GCUUCCACGGCCACUUGAAAUUUGUGUUCACUCGCCAACGAUAUUAUUACUAUUAUGGCGAGUCGUAUAAUUGCCUGCGCGACUACGUCGAUCCCUUAAUGAAAUUCGAUGAUUAGAGCCAUUACUGUGUACUCUGUUUUUUAAUAUUCUAUGGCAGUAACCCGUUUACUGUUUACAACAAAAGCCAGCAUAGUUCAGUUCACUCAGUAUCGCAGUCAUGUGCUGUUUGCUCGAGCACAUUUUCAAAAUUCUGGUUUUUAUCUGUGCCAUUUUUAUAAACUUUCUUGUGGCCGCUAAUUUAGCAUUACAUUUCAUCUAUAUCAGGUUUUAUGGUCUGCAAGUUUCGACUUCGGGAGUAGAAAACUACUACUUAUUGUGGACAAUGCAUAGCUGGUGCGGAACCCUAAUGGUCGUAAUCAAGUUUAAGGAUCUGUGUUAUCUGCAUUGGUGGCUUCUGAUGACUUCGACCUUUAUUUUAGCUGGCUUUGUUCUACACUUGAUCCUGUUCGACUUCCAAGGAGAACACUUGGGUACCAAUGAAAAAGUUCACAACUACUUUGGUCUCGGGCUUAUGUUGGUCUCCCUUCUAACAGUCGCAAGCUAUUCCCGAACCCUAAGGCCACCCGAAGAAUCAGACCUUUUAUUUAAGGCGACCACUAAUUAAGCGUUUUUCAACGAAACUUAUCAUAUUUUUUAAAAUGUUUACUUUUACUUCUUAUGUCCUCCUGAAACAUAUCAUUUCUAUGAUAGUUAGAAAAAACUUUGAUUUGAAGUUUG
This is a messenger RNA of Drosophila mauritiana, 777 nucleotides long. RefSeq lists its product as uncharacterized. The transcript has 4 exons. Bases 218 to 664 code for a protein of 148 amino acids. Lineage: Eukaryota; Metazoa; Arthropoda; Insecta; Diptera; Drosophilidae. The record is from RefSeq and is a predicted model, not a curated record.